CAGGGCGCAAACUGAAAGUGCCACUCGGCGGGGCUGCGGGCCACGGAGCGGCCUCCUCCCCCGAGACCCAGAAUUUUUUGACGCCUUCUGGUUUGAAGAAUCUCCAGCUGCUCUGAUGAUAGCUUAAGACGACUGCAUGCUGUUCCCUCUCGAUGCCAAGCCAGACCCGCACAGAACCUCGGAUCUCAAUCCUUCAUGGAGACCAGGUCCCAGCAGGAAUGACAGUGGAAGAAAUUGGCACCCAGAUGGUUCCUCUGCGUGAAGUUGUCUUGGGCUGUGGGCCGACUCGAGAACACCUGGUCGUGGUUGAACUGGGAAAAUUUGAAAGGAAGAAGUUUAAAAAUUCUGAUUUGCGAGCUGGACAUGCAAAAAUUGAAGAGGAGCCUGUACAUCUCUAUCCACUCCCUGAGAGAGAAGCACUGAUCUUGAAGCGGAAGAACCAACUGGAAACUGAUAGCUAUCCCAUCAUGCUCUGGUGGUCCCCCUUGACUGGGGAAACUGGAAGGUUAGGCCAGUGCGGAGCAGAUGCGUGUUUCUUCACCAUCAACCGGACCUACCUACAUCAUCCCAUGACCAAAGCAUUCCUCUUCUAUGGCACUGACUUUAAUAUAGAUAGCUUACCUCUGCCUCGGAAAGCCCACCAUGACUGGGCCCUUUUUCAUGAAGAGUCUCCGAAAAACAAUUAUAAGCUCUUUCACAAGCCAGUCAUCACCUUGUUCAACUACACAGCCACCUUCAGCCGGCAUUCCCACUUGCCACUGACCACCCAGUACUUGGAGGGUGUAGAAGUCCUGAAGUCACUCCGAUACCUAGUCCCUUUGCGGUCCAAAAACAACCUUCGAAGAAGACUUGCUCCACUGGUAUACAUCCAGUCAGACUGUGACCCGCCGUCAGACAGGGACAGCUAUGUUCGAGAGCUGAUGACUUAUAUCGAGGUCGAUUCCUAUGGUGAGUGUUUACGAAACAAAGAUCUCCCUCAGCAGCUGAAAAAUCCAGCCUCUAUGGAUGCCGAUGGCUUUUAUAGGAUCAUUGCACAGUAUAAGUUUAUCCUGGCCUUUGAGAAUGCAGUGUGUGAUGACUACAUCACCGAGAAGUUCUGGAGACCUCUGAAACUGGGGGUGGUCCCUGUGUAUUAUGGGUCUCCCAGCAUUGCGGACUGGCUCCCAAGUAACAGAAGUGCUAUUCUCGUAUCAGAAUUUGCUCACCCUAGAGAAUUGGCAAAUUACAUCAGACAACUGGAUCACGAUGACAGAAUGUACGAGGCCUACAUAGAAUGGAAGCUGAAGGGUGAGGUCUCCAAUCAGCGACUUCUCACAGCACUCAGGGAACGGAAAUGGGGAGUGCAGGAUGUCCACCAGGACAACUACAUCGAUGCGUUUGAGUGUAUGGUGUGCACCAAGGUGUGGGAUAACAUCCGGCUUCAGGAAAAGGGCUUACCACCCAAGAGAUGGAAGGCAGACGUUAGCCACCUGAGUUGCCCGGAGCCUGCCGUGUUUGCUUUCUCACCUCUGGCUCCACAUUGGAGCUCUUUGCGGGAGAUGUGGAUUCCAAGCUUUGAGCAAUCCAAGAAAGAAGCCCAGGCACUGAGGUGGCUGGUUGAUAGGAAUAAAAAUUUUUCAGCUCAAGAGUUUUGGGCCCUAGUAUUCAAGGACUAAUUUCUAAAAGUAUCAGAAUGAUAUAGACUAGAGAUAUCUUGAGGUUUAUUUUCUAGGUUGCCUUAAUAUAUGAAUAUCAUAGCUACUUUGUUGACUAUCCCUUAGGAUAAGGAUUAAGUGCCAUAGUACUCAUAAUGAGUGCUCUCAGAUCAUGGCUGUGAAUUACCCUUAGGGGUCACCUCUAUAUUUUUUAUACUAAAAAAGUAAAUAUUUCUUAUGGACACUUGUCACCUUCAGUUUACAUAUCUGUACUGAUGUACCUGCUGCCUUUUGUGGAAAUUCAGCUAAUGUGGAGCGAGUACUCCCCUCACUGCAAGGGAGGCAGAGGGUGGAGCUGUGGAAUCUUGAUACUCACCUCACUGUCUGCAGUUUAUUAGUAAUUUGGCAAGCCCAGUGUCCUGAUGCUGAGCAUGAACAUGAAAUGCAUUAGAACUUGGCAAUGAGAGAUUCCAUCUGUUGGUUUCCAGGGAUGAAUGAGUAAUAAAAGCUGUGUGAAUUUUAUCCGCUUUUUCUCUUCAAGUCAGAAGAACGUAUACAUCUACCUUCUGCUUACUCUUACUACCUCUCUUCCUUCUUUUCAUCUUGCCCUGCAUCCUGUCCCACUUUCCUCCCAAAGUGGAAUGUCUUAUGAAGAUGUGCCUCCUCCUUGUGUGUUUUGAAAGGUGAGAUGUUCUCAAUUGUCCCUCAUACUGCAGAGCAGAAUAAUAAUCAUAUGUUCCAGGCUGGACACCCUGUACUUUUCGAUCAAUAUAAGGGUGGAAGUGAGUGCCCUCAGGAACUCCAGUUGUUUUGAAAGUGAUUUUUCCUUUCCUUUC
This is a messenger RNA of Nyctereutes procyonoides (raccoon dog), 2470 nucleotides long. RefSeq names its product fucosyltransferase 10 (gene POFUT3). Gene Ontology annotation, molecular function: alpha-(1->3)-fucosyltransferase activity. NCBI's taxonomy places the organism in Eukaryota, Metazoa, Chordata, Mammalia, Carnivora, Canidae. The transcript has 5 exons. The coding region runs from base 153 to 1655 and encodes 500 amino acids. Gene Ontology annotation, cellular component: Golgi membrane. The record is from RefSeq and is a predicted model, not a curated record.